Ziziphus jujuba (common jujube) is the source of this 1434-nucleotide messenger RNA. Its product is annotated as protein LIGHT-DEPENDENT SHORT HYPOCOTYLS 10. The record is from RefSeq and is a predicted model, not a curated record. The transcript has 2 exons. Gene Ontology annotation, cellular component: nucleus. Lineage: Eukaryota; Viridiplantae; Streptophyta; Magnoliopsida; Rosales; Rhamnaceae. Gene Ontology annotation, biological process: response to light stimulus; mRNA transcription. Bases 190 to 813 code for a protein of 207 amino acids.
GGGGCCCCAUGAGAUGUCCUCUCAGUAGACCCAUUGGAUGUGAUUUUCAUCUUUCUCCACUGCACUUAACCUAUUCUUCCACCUCCUUCCUCUCUCCUUUUCUUUCCCUGUCAUUUCAUUUCUUUGCCAAAAAUACACAACAAUUCCUCAAUUCUUCUCUACCCCUCACCUUUUACACAAUAAUUAAUCAUGUCUUCCGAUAGACCAAUUAAAGAUUCCGCUGAAGGCUCCUCUUCACGAUCCAUCACCACCACCACCACAACCACCGAUCACCACCAUCACCACCAACACAACCACCAACAGCAUCAACAGCAGCAGCCCUCGGCCGCCGCGGCUCCGUUGAGCCGCUACGAAUCGCAGAAACGCAGGGACUGGAACACCUUCGGACAGUACCUGAAGAAUCAGAACCCUCCGGUGUCCCUCUCCCAGUGCAACUGCAAUCAUGUCCUCGACUUCCUGCGCUACCUGGACCAGUUCGGAAAGACUAAGGUCCACCUGCACGGCUGCGUCUUCUUCGGACAACCCGACCCGCCCGCUCCUUGCACCUGUCCCCUCCGCCAGGCUUGGGGCAGCCUCGACGCGCUGAUCGGACGGCUGCGUGCGGCUUACGAAGAGCAUGGCGGAUCGCCCGAGACCAACCCUUUUGGAAAUGGAGCAAUCCGGGUGUAUCUACGUGAGGUGAAAGAGUGCCAAGCCAAAGCCAGAGGGAUUCCUUACAAGAAGAAGAAGAAGAAAAGGACUAGCAGUAGUAAUCAUCUUAAGGCAGCAAGAGAUCAGGAGUCUAAGCUUUUCAAGCAAUCUUCGUCCUCUUAAUUUUAAUGCCAUCCUCCUCUCUCUCUACCUAUAUAGCGUAGCUUGCUUUCUUCGGAUUCAUAUGUGAUUCACGAUGAGCGAGUAUAGAGACGUCGAUCAUGUUAAGCUUCCUUGCAGUACUCGGAGGGCAAAGUCUUGGUUCCUGGUGUAGCAAAUUGCCAAACUACAUGCGUUUAGACAUUAUCUAUCUAUCUUUAUAUAUAUAUAUAUAUAUAUAUUAGCACCAAAAAUAAAAUGGUUUUUAAUUUACUGUUUUCCAAUGAAGAGAAUUCCCUGUAUAUUUUGUUCCAAAGUGUAUGUUAGUUUUAGAAUUAGCUGUGAAAGGCAGAGUGUUUCAGUUUUAAUAGAGAGAGAUGAGAACGUAGUCUGCAGUCAUAUAUAAACUUUUAAAAGUUAGCAAAUAUAUGUCCCCUCUACUCCGAGGGACUAGGCACUCCCAUAAGCUCGUUUUAAUUAAUGGUUGUUCUUCUCUAUCUGCAGUUUAUCUUUUUCUCUUGGGCGCUUAUUAUUGUUAUAUAUUGUCAUAAUUAUAUAUAUUUACUGUAACAGAUUAUAAUCUAUUGAAAUUCUGUAAAUUUUGUUUUCAUAUAUAAUGCUGGAAGAAUUUUGAUUGAGCUUUAA